Messenger RNA from Saitoella complicata NRRL Y-17804, 2310 nucleotides. RefSeq lists its product as uncharacterized. The record is from RefSeq and is a predicted model, not a curated record. The coding region runs from base 1 to 2310 and encodes 769 amino acids. The transcript is spliced from 2 exons. Lineage: Eukaryota; Fungi; Ascomycota; Saitoellomycetes; Saitoellales; Saitoellaceae.
AUGCUCCUUCUUGUCACUGUCAGGGCGGACCUCAACCACACCCUUCCUCGCACAACCCCAAACAGUCUCGAUAUUGUUUUAGCUUGGGACCUUCGCAUCUCGGAGCUCGAUCAAGCAGCAUUCAUUGCUGCCAAAAAUACACUCUCGACUGUCCUCUCCUACCUGUACCCCAGCGAUAGCGUUGCUCUUCUCACUUUUGGACCUGCAAAUCGUUCAAUCACGUCUCUCCCCGCCUCUGCUGCUAACGUUGCUCACAUUCGCACCUACAUCGAGAGGGCAAGGCCGGUAUAUUCCGGAAACUUGGACGGAGUGACGGACAGCGCCGUUGAAGCUGCUGUGGAGAUUUUGGACCGCCACGAACCACGGAAAGAUGUCGCACAGCAUCUAGUCGUGAUAAGUGCUGGUCUCGAAAAAGGUCAUAACGUGAAGGUGGAGGUUCCGCCGCAUGUCACGGUUCAUGCCGUCAAGGUUGGCAAUGAAGCCGAUGCGUCUCCAUUGAGAAAAUUGUGUACAAUUGGUACAGAAAACGGCGCGUACAUCCGUGGGAAUGUAUCGAAUAUGGACGCCGAGUUGCGGAGAACCGUCGAGGUAAUGAGAAGCGGCGCCAUGGCCGGCAUCCUGAAGAAUGUUGGCGUGGAACUGAAGGGUAGAGGUGGCAUCGCUAUCGAGGAUGUGCUGGAUGUCGAAGGGCUGCGGAUUGCACGAGUGCAGAAAAGUCAGACCGUAGAGAUUGGGAACAUGCCGCUUUUUGAUUGCCGCUGCUUGCUCUUCCGUCUGUUCCUUGAGGACCGUCAACAAGACUCCACCACAUCUCAGAGAUCUCAAUCAGGGCCUUCGACAAGUUCAGGUCAUUCUGCUGGAUUGAAGGUCAAGUACACGGCUCAAUUCUCCUCGCCGCAUAUGACUCCGUCGGUCACACGCCUGGCACCAAACCAAUACUGCUUCGAAAGCUCAGUCUCCAGACUAGAUUUCGGUACAGCUGCUGUGUCCAACCCAAGGGUGUUACAAGCAUACAAAUCUGUACACCUUCGUCGCGCCAUUGCGAGCGUCAGAACCGCUUUGAAUGCCAAGGUAGACCGUGAGGAAAGGAUCAUUACCGCGGUGGUCGAGAUUGACAGAAGCGUGGCUGAACUAUUCACACGAGGUCUGCAAAAGGAAGCAUUGCAAGAGUUCAUGUUGCUGAAGGAGCACCUUACGCUGGCUGUUAACCCUCCUCCACCUCAAAACCCGUCUGCACAUCAUACCCCUCAGCAGGUUCGCCAGGCGGAUAUAAAGUCGCAUAUGCUGGUGCCAGUUCAAAAGAGCCCGAGAUCAAAGUCUGCCCCAUCGCCGCCGCCGUCUCGCGGCACGCCCGUGAGGAGUGCGAGCACGAGUCAGGUUGACAUGCAACAUGUUUUGCCGAGGACUUCAGCCGAAGCUGAUCAGCAGCGUGCGAGUUUACCUCGAACCAGCAGUACGUCUUCGGCAAGUCACCAAUCACAUCAGUUAUCGGCGUAUCCGAGGCGUCCCCAUGAAAUUCAAAGGCCAGGUGUCGCGCCCAGCGUGAACACAGACAUGCACGGCUCUCCUCGCGGUUCGAGUUACUGUUUCCCAGGACCGCAGGUUGACCAGUUGACUACCCGCGCCGAUGUUGGCACUCUACCGGCUCCAGUGCGUCCUGACUUUACUACUCGUCGCGCAGACUCUGAGCCAGAUCCGAUGGAUAUGCCCAGGCUCACCCGGGUCACUCCGGUGUCCGCACAUGCUCGGUCGCACUCCAUGUCUCCCCAAAGAAUCUCGACUACUCCUGCACAACCAUCCCACCUCGGACAGGGCCACCGUCGUGCUGAGUCUUACGCUCCGCCGCGUGGGAGGUCCCCGGUGUGGGAACAGAGUCAGGGACAUAUCGUGGCGCCGGCGGAUCCGUUGUUGGAGUUCGAUGAGCUGUUGCCCAGGUUAGUCGUGCCCUUGAGUGGGAUCAAACCGUUUUCGAAGGCAAGAGGGAGUCGUCUGUCUACGGGCGGUAGUGCCCCUUCAGCACUUCAGCAAGAGCCAAUCACCACCACCGAAGACCCGUUCUCCGAUGACCAAGCUUCCGAGCCUUCUAUCCCAUCCCAUGCGGAGACUUUGCCGUUGGCUGGUGUUACGACGGAGAGUCCGCGCAGGGAGAAAAAGAAAACGAGGGAUGCGGUGGUGAGUCCGCAGAGGCAGAUGGAGAAUGAGACGGACCCGGCGCUGGCUAUUUGGAAGUUGUUGGAAAGUGACGGGCUGAGGCAGGUUGAGACGCCAGUAGAGCCCACCAGCGAAGGGUGUUGGGAAAGGGCUUUUUGA